CUCUCCUCCUCUCGCUCCCUAAAGGAGUUCGCGGAGAGUCGGGCUCCUUCAUUCCCGGCUGCGCCGCCGCCCUCCGCCCACCACCGGCUCCCACCCGUGGGGCAGCGCCAUGGGCGCCGGCAGCUCCACCGAGCCGCCCCCCCCGCAGGACGGGGCCGGGCCCCCUUGUACCCCCCCAGAGCUGCUGCCGGCAGAGGAAGCGGCGGCGCCACAGCCACCGGAGCCCGCCAAGGCUUUAGAUGCAGGUGUACCAGUACCUGAUGUUCGUGAAGGCAGUGUGGAACAUGAUGGACCAAAGGAUGCACCGCAGCCAGGAGGUAUUACAGCACCUCAGGAGCUGGAUGGGCAGCAGCCAGGGAUGGCUUCAGCCCUCCAAGAAGCACCCGGAGAGCAAGCAGAGGCCGCUGGAACAAAUGUUGGACAGACAGAACAUUCCAGUGUAACUUUGAAGGAAGAUACUGGAACUAUGGAGACAAGUCCAUCUGACUCAAACCCCAGGGACAGUGUGGAUGCUGAGAAAGAGGAUGCUCAUACAAUUAAACAAUUGCCCUCUUUGGAAGAAGGUGCAGAAGACCUUGACCAUGCAUCUGAGCCACAGUCUUAUGAUCUGGGUUUUAAAAAGGUUUUUAAAUUUGUUGGAUUCAGAUUCACAGUAAAGAAGGAAAAGACAGGAAAAUCGGAACCAGUUCAACUGCUUACUGUAAAAAAAGAAACACAAGUCCUUGAAGAAGCUGAUGAUCAAAAAGAUCAAAAAGAAGUCAGCUCAGAAGAAACAGCAGUGCCUGAGGAUGCACACUCUGCAGAAGACAACACCAAAGAAACACCAAAAAAUGAAAAAAUGGAAGACGAAUCUCCUAAAACACAAGAAGCCAAUGAGAUUUCUUCACAGUCAUCUGCCUUAACCACUGAGACUACAUCACCGUUAAGAAAAUUUUUUACUCAGGGAUGGACUGGUUUUAGAAAAAAGAAGAGCUUUAGGAAGCCUAAAGAAGAUGAAAUACAGUCUCCUAUAAAAGAAGAAGAGCAAGAAAAAGAGGGGGCAACAUUAACAACUGAAAACGGUGAAAAGGAGGAGAAAUCUGAGUUUGAGAAGCAAGGUGAAGAGGAGAAUGUGACAGAAGUAACUAUUGAAACACAUGAGAAGGAGCAAACUGAAGGAGAAAAGCAAGAGUCAAGAAGGACAGUGACAGCCAUAGGAGUCAAAACAUGUGAGAAGGAAGAGCUUGUCAAGUAUGAUGAGCAGGGACAAAAAGAGGACGUAGCAGCAGCGGUUGUUAAAGAAAGUGCGAAGGAGAAAAAAACUGAAGAUGAUGAUCAAGAAAGGAAAAUGGUGGAAGUCUCAGAAGGUGUUGGUGAAAAGGAAGAAAAAAACGAAGAAGAGAAAGAAAGUGAAGUUACAGAGAAACCCCUAAAAGCAAGGCCUGGGGUACCUGUUAUCGCUGACAGCGUGAACGGAGAAUUGAAAACAUCCUUAGAAGUCCUACAUGUGGGAGAAAAAACAGAGUCAGCUGGAGUCAAGUGUGAAAUACAGGACAAAACUGAAAUAUUCUCUGAAGAGAAACUUGAGGCAGGAUCUUUGGCAAUUGAAAUUUCUAGUGAACAGCUUAAAAAAUCUGAAGGAAAAGAAGGAAAUAAAUCUGCUCCACUGGGGAAAGAAACAUUUGAUGAGAAAACAGAGGAAGCAGAAUUGAAAAUUUCACCUACAUCAGAAGAAAUCCCUGGCAAGUUAGACAUACAAGGAGAAGCUCAAGAUAGAACCACAGAGAAGAAAGAAAGCAAAGAACAUGACACAAAACUGACUCCUGCUGCUCCUGGAUUGAGUUCCUUUUCUGCUUCUGAACACUCAGUUGUCACACAGGAUGAUCAGCAGUCAAUCAAACCCACUGAUGAUGGUCUACAGGGAAAAACUGGCAUAAUUAUGACUGAUCCUGUCAAACCAGAUGAAAUAACAACAGAAGUAACUCCUGAUGAGGCAGCUGGAAAGAGGCCUACAGAAGGUAUCACAAAUGAAGCUGAACUGCUGUCUUCUCAAGAAAAAACUAAACUUCAAGGCAGCCCUUUAAAGAAACUCUUUACAAGUACUGGAUUAAAAAAACUUUCUGGAAAGAAGCAUAAAGGCAAAAGAGAAGAAUCUAGGGUAGGGGAGCAGGGCGAACCAAUUCAGCACUUAUCAGAUUCUCCAGAUAGCCCAGAGGAACAAAAGGGAGAGAGUUCUGCUUCUUCUCCUGAGGAGAUGAAUGAAAUUCCUUCUUUGGAAAAACCUGUAGAUGGAGUACAGGUCACUGAAAAUGAAGAUGCUGCAAUUUCAGAUGUGGAGCGAAAAAGAGAAAGUGUCACGCCCUGGGCAUCAUUUAAAAAGAUGGUAACUCCCAAGAAACGUGUCAGAAAAUCUUCUGAAAGUGAUAAAGAAGAAGAAACUGAUAAGACAAAAAGUGCUGCAGUAACUGCAAUUGAAAACGCUGCUGAUGAAAAUCAGGGAGAGUUAAAAGAAAAUGAGGUGGAGCAAAAAUCAGAGAAAGCCACAGAAGAGCCCAAAAGAAAGGUUGACACCUCUGUUUCCUGGGAAGCUUUUAUAUGUGUAGGUUCCUCAAAGAAAAGAGCCAGGAAAUCAUCAUCAUCUGAUGAAGAAACUGAACAGAAGCUUGGUCAAGAAAGGCAAAAAAUAGAUGAAUCUGGACACGGCAAAGAAGCAACAACAGAUGCAAUUGUAACUAGCUCUCAGGAGAGCGAUCAAGGACAAGGCAAUUCUUCCCCAGAACAAGCUGGAAGCCCCUCUGAAGGUGAAGGAAUUUCAACAUGGGAAUCAUUUAAAAGGCUAGUCACUCCAAGAAGGAAAUCCAAAACCAGGAUGGAAGAGAGAACUGAAGACUCUGUGGUGGGAUCUAGCCUGGAGCAUUCAACAUCUGACGGUGAGCCUGGAAAAGAUGAAUCAUGGGUUCCAUUUAGAAAACUGAUGCCUGGGCGUAGGAAGAAAAAGUCAGAUGGGAAGCCCGAACCAUCUCAUCUUAAACUAGCACGAGAAGACAUGGCAGAAACAACUGAAGAAGACUCGGAUAUUCCAGCUGUUGUUCCUUUGUCUGAAUACGAAGCAGCAGAGCAGGAGAAAAUUGAAGCGCAACAAGCGAAAACUGCUGGAGCGGUGAUAGAGCAAACCUCAGAGCAAGAGGAAGCAGAAAAACUAGAGGAGACCCUAAGAAUUGAGCAAGCACAUGAAGGGCUGGUACAUGCAGUUACUGUUACUGUUGUGGAAGGGGAAAGGGCGAUUACUAGUAUUGAAGAAAGGUCACCAUCUUGGAUAUCUGCUGCUAUAACAGAGUGCAUUGAGCAGGCAAAAGAAGAGGAAGAAACAGAUAAAACAUUUGAAUCAGAUGUUACUGUGGAAGAAGCAGUGGUAACUGCUAAGUCAGUGCUAGACACGAGAAAGGAUGUCAGUGAUGACACCACAGCAAGUGAGCUAGAGCUGACCUCAGAAGCAGUGACAGCUCUGGAGGAGAGAGCAGGAGCAUCCUGUGCUGAAGAAACAAUGGAAGUGUCCCUUGCAGAGGAGACAACUGAGAUGGUUUCUGCUGUUUCACAGCUGUUAGAAACCCCAGAUACUACAGAGGAAGUUACACCUGUACAAGAAGUAGAGGCCACUGAACAAAAUUUGAAAGAAUUAGACAAACAGACACAAAAAAUUCUUCAAGAAGUUGCUGAAAGAGUAAAGUCAGCAGAUAUAGCCAGAUAUAGUGAAAGAACCACUUCAGAAACUGUAAUUACAACAGCACAAGGAAUUGAGUCAGAAGUAAAGGAAGAUGCUAAAGAUGGAGAAGCUGUAAGUCAGGAAACUGUUUCGCGUGAACAGCCCUUGAAAAAAGAAGAAUAUGAUGCAGAUGACCUCCAGGCCCUGGGAAGUGCAGGGAGUGUUCAGGGCCAAACUGGAGUUGAAGAGAGUGUUCUGCAGGAACGUUCAGAGACAAGUGACAUGUCUGCUGCAAUAGCAGAAAGUACAGAAGGAUGUGAAAAUGUGGAUGUCUUAAGAGAUGAAAGCCAGUGGCAGGCAUAUGAAGAACCAGUUAUAGAAGACCAUGGAGAAAUAUCUGGAGCUCUGAGGACAGUAGAGGAGCCUUCAUCAGAAGACAAAGACUUUCACAUGAUCAAAGCAGUCGCUUACAAGGAAGAGCUGUUUGCAAAGCAGGAGCCUUCAGAACAAGAAAAACUGCCUGUAACAGAUUUGACACUAGACGAGACAAGAGAUGAAUGUAUUCCAGAAGUGCAGACUGCAGUGCAUGACAAGACAGAGGAUGAAACCUCUACUUUGGCACUUAGAGCUGAAGAGCCUGUGCAGCUUGAAGGAGAGGGAAAAACCCUUGCUGUGGGGUCAGAGUGCACAGAAGUAGCUGUCACUGUGGUUCCUGUUAAAUCAGAAAAACAAGAUGAAAUUCCUGAUUUAGACUCUCAAGAGCAAGCUUAUACUGAAGGCCUUCCUAGCAGGGUGCAAGACCAGAGAGAGGAAGAGGAAGAUGAUGCUGUGCUCCUUGGAGUAAAAAGCAAACAAGUCAGUGUUACUGAGGUUCCUCUGCAGAAUGAGGUAAAAACCUCUGCUCUUCCUUCAGAAACAGUUGGCUCAGAUGCAGCUGCAGAUGCUGAGCACAACGUGAAGGAUGUGGCUGACAGGCAGAUCACACCAAAAGCUUCUAUGCCUGUGCUAGAGCCACAGUGCAGGGAAAAAACAAGUGAAAUUACCUCCCAGAGUGAUGAAACCCCAGGUGGCAAAAUGGAAGAUGCUCUGCUUGAAACUGAAACAGACUUAGAGAGCAAUACCAUGGCAGUCACCAAGACUGCCACACAGAUGGAAGCAGACAGCAUAUCUAAUUUAACAUCAACAUGCACAGAUAUCACUGAAAAUGAAAGCACCCUCCUCACUGUCUUAAGUCCUAGGAAAUGUGAAACAGUAAGCAGUCUAGAUGAAGAAGAGGCUGUGGAAGAAGAACUUGCAGAAGGCUCCAGCUGUCAAGACUUUGAGAAAGAAGAAGACAAAAACGAGCAACUGACGGGAAGAUCCCAAGACUUAUUUGAAUCUGGAAAACGGGAAGCUGUGAAGGGUGAUGAAUAUUCAACUGCUGUCCAGCAAGAGGUUUUAACUAUGCAAGAGGAGGGCUCUGACUCAGCCUCCCUCCAAGAUUUCAGCUUGGAGGCUCUGAAAGUACCUGUGCCUUUAGUAGCUGCAGCAGCUGAAGAGGAUGUUGUGGCAGAAACCAUAACACCUGCAGACACAACAGCAGAAACUGUACAGCCCUUGUCAGCCACACCAGAACAAAUGGCUUCUGAAGAAGUCCCAGUUACUGCUGUUGACCAUUCAGGCUGUGGGACUAUAGAGCUUGGAACUGCAGAAGCACCUGAGCCUCAAGUGACUCCUGCAUCCAUGAAUGGAGUAUCAGAGGAGGAAGAGAGGCCACAGAGUACAGAACAACCCAAACAAAAUGGUAUUCCUCUAAGUGACAGUCUGUCUGAUACCUACAUGGAAUUUGAGAAUGAUGUUGUUCAGUCUGUGACUAUAGAGUCUCAGAGUACAAAAAUUGUACUGAACGCCAUCCAGACGGCUGUUCACCAGCUGGCAGAAACAGAAGAGUCUGGCUUUGAGUCAGAGCCCUGCUUUAAGUCCAUAGGUAAAAGCCCAUCAGAUGCAAAUAUACCUGAACUGCUGGAAAGUAUGCAGGUGGAUCAUCAACUCCCAGUAAAACAGGAAGAGAAACUGAGUAAAGAACAAGACCUCCAGCAAUCAGGAAUAGUGAAAACCUCUAUCUUGACAGAGUCUGCAGAAAUUCAUGCAACUGUAGAAAAAAUGAAAGGCAUAGUGUUAACUUCUGAGAUGCUGCAAGAUGGACAAAGUCAGAAUUCUGUAACAAUUCUGACUAGCCCUGAAGACAUUUCAAGGGAAAGUGUGAGACUUCAGAAAUCAGCACUAGAACUAAGUACUUCAGAAGAGUCAACCAAAGACCUCUUAGACACACACCCAUCAAAAUUAAGGGAAAAAGAGGUUGGGCUGAUUAGGGAAAUGCCAGACCAACAUCCAGGCCAGCAAACAUGCAGAGAAAAUGAAGAAGAGCAGCAUCACCUGCCAGUGGAAGAUGGGAAAAAACAGACAUGGGAGGAUGAUAGCUGCCAAGAAGAAACAUCUUGUGAUAGUCCACAAAAUCAGAACUCGGUGGCUCCCAAAGCCUUGAAUAUGUGCUAAGCAUCCAUAUGGUAUUUGGACAGAUUCCAGUCCUAGAGAACAGCUGACAAUCCUGUGACCAAACCAGGAGCUUUAUUCACUACCCUUAAUUCUUGGAUGUUAACAUCUGCUCUUUGAAGACUACACCUUUUUGUCAUUUCUAUUAAAAAACAAUGCCUUUAGUGUUGGCUGUAUCCACAUGUGCAUUCCAUUCAAAGGUCAUUUGCCUCUGCCCAGAAACACCAUUUAGACUGGAAAUUUAGACUGAGUGAAUGGACAGACCACUUAAAUUUGUGCCCUGACUUGAUGUGUAUCCUGUCUGUUACAUCUCCUUGAGUCCCUUCACUCAUCCCUGAAUCCAUCUACCUUCCUUCUGCACUCUCCCUUACCCCCACACCCUCUGUAGCUGCCUUGAUUUGACCUAUGAGUGGCCGUAGAUGCUGCUCGACUUGGGUGUGAGGAGGAAGAGGAGGAGAGCUGAGUGAAGAGAACACUGAAGGCUCCUGGCCAAGUAACAGACAUGGCUUUCCAAAUGGCAGGAGCUGGGUCACGCACAAAUUCUUGAGCAAGAGCUCAAGAUUGAUGCCUUUCAGUCCCAUUCAGGUGUCUCUAUCCAUACUUCAGUUGUAUUUGUGCAGGCCUGAUUUAGUCAGAAAUUACAGUGUAGCUUGAAAGGAGAUUGAAAAUACCCUUCUUCUGUUGUUCCAGCCUUCAGGUCUCAGGACUGGACUGUAAUGUGUUGAAUAUUUAUAUGUAUGUCUUAAACCCAGUUCUGAUUUUAAUGUAGAGCUAUGACCCUUCUGUACUAUUUAGAUGUACCCUUAAAUGAAUUUUGUAGAGUAGCCUGGAGAGGAAAUGGAUACCAUUGGAGCGGAAAUUGAUAACAUGUAGUUUCCUAUUUAUUGUUCCAGGUCUUUCCCCUUGUAAAAUCUCUCAAAAAAGUUGGCUGUCUUGCUUUGAAUAUUUAUAUGUAUAUCCUUAACCCAGUUCUGAUUUUAAUGUAAAACUAUGAUACUUACCAAGACAAAAGGAGAGCCUGGCCUGUGUCAGAUCCACCAACCACUUCUACUUGCAGUCCUCCCUGGUCUUUGAGAACCCUCCAGACUUAGCAUUUCCCUACUGUCUUGCUUAUGUAGUACCACAACCCUCAAAUCACACCUCUCUCUUUCCAGAGUCUACUCAUCUCUGGGCACUGUCCCAUCCAACCCCAAGUCUUUACUCACACAAACACCUUCUAAUGGACUACCUUCAUGCAAGGAUCCUUCUUUCUCAGCCGCUGCCUAGAACUCUUUCCCACCACAGUUAUUUCCUGAAAUCCUUUCCACUCCUUUCAGUUCCCUGUCCUCACUGAGGGAGGAGUAGGAAGAAGUGUAAGGACUUGAUGAUGAAUUCUGCCUUGGAUUGCAAAAAGUUGAUGAGACCUUUGGGGUGCUGAGAUCUUAAAAACCUUCACUUAAGGUGCAUUUGAAUCAAAGCAGCUUAAACCAGAAUGAGCAGGGUGAUCUAAUGAUGGAAAAAAUCCCUGAAACUUGAGAGCCCUGGGAUGUCUGUCCCCAACAGGAGUUGGUCCUCUCUUUUGUUUACAUUAAAAUCAAACAUGGGGUACAAGUCCUUAAUUUCAGCUCUGACUUCUAAAGUGAAGGUCACAGAUCGCACUUUGUGGAACCGAUGCCCAUCAAGUUGAACAAUAGCUCACUAUCCUACCUGUAUAGUAAUUUAUUUUAAAAUCAACUUUUAGUGUACAAAUGCUCUUGUUAUGGCAGGUGCUUGCCUCUCCUCAAGGCUGCACGUACAGCAAGCAAUGUGACUGAUUGCACUGGUGUGAUUGCACCAUCUGGUGCUCCCCUGCGUGGAAGCAUCAAAAGAUUUUUCCUUACCUCAGAGCAAAUUAUAUAAAUAUUUAAAGCCAAACAAUGUGGUUUCAAACAAUCCAGUCUAUCUCUGACCAUCGUUAGCAGCAGCUUUCCCCCUUAGCUUUGGGCAAUUCAAAGAACCUUGGUUGGUUUCCACAGGUUUAAGUUGACUUGCAAAUUAGACGUGCUCUUAAUAACACCUCACAAGUGCAAACUUGGCUGACUUUGUACAAAUUGUAAUACCUAUGUACGUUAAGCCAUAUUGCAAUAACUGCAGCAGGUAAAAUAACAAUAGCAUGACCUGUGUAAUCUUGAUUCUUACCUUUAUAGCUCCGAAGCUGUUAAUAAUAUGUAAAGUUAAUUCUUGUCUGAACCUCAUUUAAAUAAAACUAGCUUUACAACAAUGUAGGUUGUCUUUUGGUAGUAACUAGACAGGUGAGUGCUUAAACUUGCCUGUUUUCUCCAUUGAUCCAGGGCCUAGGUAAGGAAUGCAACAAACUUAACUAUAAAACAAAUACAAAAGCUCUUUCUUAUAACUGAUAGCUAAAAAAAAUACUGCACUCGAAACCACACUAAUGGUGCAAGGAGCAUGCCUCCACAUAAAGAUACUACUUUGUUCCAGCAUAUUGCUUUGGCCUCUGAAACUCUUAAUUUGAGACUGUGACUUCUGGCUUGUGCUUAAGAGCUUGAAGCUUUCUCUAAUCCAAUGUACUGGGUUACCAAAAUUUGAUUUUUUGUUUUUAAGGUAGAUUUUCAUUGAUUAAAUAAAAUACACUACAGAUUUGUU
Messenger RNA from Calypte anna (Anna's hummingbird), 8836 nucleotides. It is a transcript of the gene AKAP12, whose product is annotated as A-kinase anchoring protein 12. Gene Ontology annotation, biological process: regulation of protein kinase C signaling; signal transduction. Gene Ontology annotation, cellular component: cytoplasm. The record is from RefSeq and is a predicted model, not a curated record. Lineage: Eukaryota; Metazoa; Chordata; Aves; Apodiformes; Trochilidae. Gene Ontology annotation, molecular function: protein kinase A binding; calmodulin binding. The transcript has 5 exons. The coding region runs from base 110 to 6217 and encodes 2035 amino acids.